AUGAGUGCGAAGACUUUGGUGAAGAUCGCAAGUGUUGCGAGCGGUGUCGCUGUUAUUGCGUGUUUGUUUACCGUCGGGUAUAUUUUCAACGAUAUCAACGCGUUCUAUGAUGAUGUUAUUGAUACUAUGACUGAGUUCAAGGUAAGGAUCGGGAGGUUUUAAGAGCUCUUCUGAAACUUUCCUUUUCCAGUACAAUGAACAACAAGCCUGGACUUCAAUGGUUCAAACCACCCGUCCAUCAGAAUCUGUCUUCGGUCGCAUCAAACGUGGAGUCAUCAAGCGUCAAGCAGCUCAAUGUAACUGCGGAGCUCGUGCUAACAAUUGUCCAGCUGGACCACCAGGACCACCAGGAACACCGGGAGCUCCAGGAGAUGCUGGACUUCCAGGAGCCGCUGGUAAACCAGGAGCCAAUGGUGUCACUAUUGGACUUAUUGGAAAUGACGGGCCUUGCAUCAAAUGUCCAGCUGGAUCUCCAGGACCAGCCGGAGCGCCAGGAGCGCCGGGACCAGUUGGACCAAAUGGGCAACCAGGAGCCCCAGGAUUUGGAGGAGGUGCUGGACCAGCUGGACCACCGGGACCUGCCGGAGAUGCCGGAACACCAGGAGCACCAGGAAACGCUGGACAACCAGGAGCACCAGGACAAUCUGGACAACGUAGUCGAGGACUUCCAGGACCAGCUGGACCACAAGGACCACAAGGACAAGCCGGAGCUCCAGGAGCACCAGGAAAUGCUGGAGGCCCAGGAGCCCCAGGACAACAAGGAGCGCCAGGACCAAAUGGACAACCAGGACAAGCCGGAGGGCCAGGACCAGCUGGAACACCAGGAAAUCCAGGAGCACCAGGAUCAGAUGCCGCCUAUUGUCCAUGCCCAGCCAGAAAUGUUGUCAAACACCGCAAAGUCUUCCGCAGACGUAUGGCCAAGGUUUCCGCAUAA
Molecule: messenger RNA, 934 nt
Organism: Caenorhabditis angaria
Lineage: Eukaryota; Metazoa; Nematoda; Chromadorea; Rhabditida; Rhabditidae
Source: the annotation of a GenBank genome assembly